Octopus bimaculoides (California two-spot octopus) is the source of this 4322-nucleotide messenger RNA. Its product is annotated as ADP-ribosylation factor 1. Lineage: Eukaryota; Metazoa; Mollusca; Cephalopoda; Octopoda; Octopodidae. Gene Ontology annotation, molecular function: GTP binding; GTPase activity. The record is from RefSeq and is a predicted model, not a curated record.
CUUGUCAAUUGGUUAUGAAUGCUGUGAAUCAGGACAAUUUUAGCUGAUUUCCUGACAGAUUGUAUAUAAAAACCUAUACACUCUCAUUCCAGGAACCACUCUAUUCUGUUUCGUCCACGAGGACUGAUAGUCAUAGGCAUUAUUAACUUCUCUACCAGACUAGAAAAUUUACAAUCUAUCAGCAGAGGCUGAACUGGAAGAAGAAUAUAAAUAAUAACUGAAAAAAAAACAAAAACUUACAGAUCAUAUAAAAAACAAAAUGGGGCAUUCAAAUUCCACAUGUUGUUCAAGGAAAAGGAAAACCAAUGAACGAGUUCUAAUGUUGGGUCUGGAUGAUGCAGGUAAAUCCAAAAGUUUGUAUUACAUGAAGCUGAAUCAAGAGAUCAAGACACUUCCCACCCUGGGGUUUAAUGUGGAGCAGAUUGAACUGGAUAGAACUAAUGUGAUUAUCUGGGAAGUUGGUGGACACAAGAAAAGUCGUGCUCAGUGGCACCAUUAUUAUUCGAAUACAAUAGGCUUAAUUUACGUAGUUGACAGCAGUGAUACACAUCGGAUGGAGGAAAGCUGUAAAGAAUUUUUAGGAGUCAUCCAACAUCCUGAAAUGCAAGGGGUCCCAGUGUUGAUAUUAGCAAACAAACAAGACUUGUCAUCGGCAAUAUCUACUGCAGCCAUUUCGGAUUAUUUCAUGCUAGAUACAACACUAAAAGACAGAAAUUGGUUCAUCCUAAGUGUUUCCUCUGUAUCAGGGUAUGGCUUCAACGAAGCACUUACUCUUUUAAACGCUCUUGUCACUGAAUUCAGGAAAAGGAAAAGUUCACGAAGAAAGAGAGAGGAACUCACAGAGAUAAAGCAAAGCUAACACAUUUGGACAAUUAUAAUUAUCUUCAAUAUCUAUGUAAGCAAUUUUGUAUGAGCACGUGUGGAUUUAAGGAUGUAGAUGAACAUGUAUAAGUAUAUACUUAUGUGUACAUGUGUGCAUAAGUAUGAGUAUAUAUGUACAUGUGUGUAUGUUUAAUGGUGUAUAAUGUGUAUCAUCAUCAUCAUCAUCAUUUAAUGUCCAUGUUACCUGCCAGCAUGGGAUGGACGAUUUGACUGAAACUGGUAAGACUAGGAGCUGCACCAGGCUCCAUUCUCUAUUCUGAUAUAAUUUCUACAGCUGGAUGCCCCUUCCUAACAUUAGCCGCUCCACAGAGUCCACUGGGUGCUUUUUAUGAGGUACCAGUACCAAUGCUUUUAACAUGGCACCAGCACAAGCGCUUUUUAUGAGACACCAGCAUUGGCAUCAAUUCUGUUGUAGUGGAUGGAUUUUCAUGAGUACAGCAAGGUACCAUAUAUCUAUGUAUACAGAUUUGCAUAUCUAUGAUUGUAUAUGUGUGUAUGUAUGAUUGUAUAUGUGUGUAUGUAUGCAUGUGCAGGUAUGUGUCUGUAUGCUUGUACAGGUGCGUGUGUGUGUGUUUAUAUUGUUUUAUGUAUAUGUAUAUAUAUCUUUGUUGGGAACACAGUUAGAUUUAAACAAACACUAGAAAAUAAUCUACAAAUAUUAUUACGAGCUAAUUAAAUCCUUAACUAAUUAGGCAUGGCUGUUUUGGUUAAUAAGCUUGCUUUGCAACCACUCAGUUUCAGGUUCAGCCUCAUCAUGUGACAUCAUGGACAGGUGUCUUCUACUACAGCCUCAGAUUGACCAAUACCUUAUGAGUGAAUCCAGUAAAUGGAAACUGUGUGGAAGCCCAUUGCAUUUAUAUAUAUAUAUGCAUACAUACACACACACACAUACACAUAUAUACAUAUACACACAUAUAUAUAUACAUACAUACAUACAUAUAUAUAUGUGCAUCUAAAUAAAUAUAUAUGUGUGUGUUUGUGUAUAUAAAUAUAUAUAUUCAUAUAUACAUGCAUACAUAUACAUAUAUAUACAGCGUUCAUACACAUAAUUUUUCCCGUCUGGCUGUAUAGCCUUUUCUGUUGUUUUCUUGUCUUGUUUUUUGUCCGCCACUACAUUCCUCCAUGGCAAGGUUUAAUUUGUGUAUACAAAUUUAAUUUGCGGUCCAUGGGAAGAGCCGUUUUAGCGAUGCGUCCUGCCCAGCUCUUCGAAACACCGGUGUUAAAACGGGGGUAGCUGAUGAAGAAGAAUGUUCUCUAUGUGGCUUGUGUGUUUUCUCGUCUACAUUUUGUUUGCAAUGUCCUGUACCCAGAUAUAUAUGCACCUAUACAUACAGGUGGAUGUCAGUAUGCACAUACCUGUACGUAUAUAUGCAUAUACUCAUUUACUAUUUGUUUUUAUAUAUAUAUAUAUAUAUAUAUAUAUGUAUGUAUAUAUACACACACAUAUAUAUAUGCAUGUAUAUAUAGAUACAUAUACAUACAUAUAUAUAUACAAACACAUACAUACAUAUAUAUAUUUAUAUCUUAAAUUAUGAAGACGAUGUGUGUGUGCAUGUGUAUCUUUGUGCCUCUGUUAAUCUCCACCAGCACCAACAUCACUGCUUGACAACCGUUGUUGGUUUCUUCACAUCCCUAUAACUUAGAGGUUUGGCAAAAGAGACCAAUAAAAUAAGUACCAGACUUUAAAGAAUUAAGUACUGAGGUCAAUCUGUUGAGUAAAAUUGUUGAAAACACUUACCAAACAAGCUUGCAGUUCAAUGACCGAAACAACUACGCAGGAAAAAAAGACAAUUGUGAGUUAGGUACCAGAAAUAACCUGAACUAAACAACAAAACUGCAUAGAAGUAAACGCAGAAAACAUAUACACACACAUCCUAUUUGGAACAAAUCUACUCUUUGUGGAGAGUAAAAUACCACUUGAGAAUGAGGAUAUAUUUUUUUGAUGAAAACACUUCACAGACAAACAAAAGAAAAUGAUACUACUAUUGUGAGGCCAGAAUAAAAGCUUUAUUAUUUAAAAUUCUGUGAAAAGAAAAAAAACAAUAUCUGAAUCCCGUGGGAAAAAGAAAAAAUGUACUUUUAUUGAAUAAAAACAAUGAGUACAUAUAUAUAUAUAUGUAUAUACACACACAUACAUAUAUAUAUAUAUAUACAUGUAUAUAUAUAUACAUAUACUCAUACAUAUAUAUACAUAUAUAUAUAUAUCAUCAUCGUUUAAUGUCCGCUUUCCAUGCUAGCAUGGGUUGGACGAUUUGACUGAGGACUUGUGAAACCAGAUGGCUACACCAGGCUCCAAUCUGAUUUGGUAGAGUUUCUACAGCUGGAUGCCCUUCCUAACGCCAUAUACAUAUACACAUAUAUAUAUGUGCACACACACACACACACACACACAUGUAAGAUUAAAUAAAUCGACAACAAACGGAAAAUAUGACAGACCUAUGUAUAUAUAAUUCAAAAACGUGUAGUAAAUAAGCAUACCAAUGUACACUAAAUACACAGAUGAACAGAAAACACACUAGGUCACCAAUUCUUCAUCAGUUAUCGGCCAGAGGCUCAAAGACCAUUAUCGUAUCGAUAAUGGCUGAAAAUGCGUUUGACCCUCUGGUCGAUAAAUGAUGAAGAAUUGGUGACCUAGUGUGUUUUCUGUUCACCUGUGUAUUUAGUAUAUGUUUGUUUAUUUAUUUACUGCACAUCUUUUGAAUUAUAUCUAUAUAUAUAUAUAUAUGUCUGUCAUAUUUUCCAUUUGUUGUCUUUUUAUUUAACCCUGAAAAUAUUAUUUAAGUAAUGCAUGCACUCAUUAAUUUUUUUACCUACAUAUAUAUAUAUAUACACAUUAGCAGUAUACAUAAAUUGGAGAAAGCAACUCUGACAUGAAACUUGCAGUCGGAAUAACACCAGUCUUCUUGCAAUGCUUGUCACUGGAACACACUACAGUGACCAAGAGAAUAGCAAAAGUGUUGUGCAAGCUUUUCUCUUAAACCCAAUGGUAUUUAGGUGUCUCACUAUCAUUUUUUAAUGUGAAACAACGAUUAUCUGACAAGAUGAGGCAAUCAUCAUGUAUGUGUGUAUAUAUAGUAAUUUCCCUGUUUACUUUACAUAUAAAUAAGCAAAUUUAUACAUAUAAUUGGUAAAGCAAAGACACACACACACACACACACACACACACACAAAAGCUAUAGACUCAUCUUAUUUCUUAAACCAACAAAUGUAUAUAGAUAACAUAUAUUGAUAUACAUAUAGUAUACUGUAGACAGCUGGAUGAAAAAUUCAUCAGUUAUUAGUCAAUUAAUGAACAGAUAUCUGAAGCAUUUUCAAAAGACUGUUUCAUAAAAAAUUAUAUUGGCAAUCUUCAGAAGCAUCAAAUUUCUGUGAUAUGGGAGUUGAAAUAUACUUCUAAACUGUAAAUAUUUCAAAAUAAAUUAUUUUAUUCACAUCAUGAA